AUGUUCUACGAAACGGAGUAUGUUGAAUCUAUAUGGGUAAGUUAGCCGACAUCUCAAUGUCUUGAUUAUUUGCAUAUUCAGUUGCCUAAGUGAAAGGCUAUUUUCUGAGGCAAUACAAAUGUAGGCCACUUAAGGUCUUCUAACAGAGAUAUGAUAAAGUAAAUCCACUGAUGCGAAAUGGGUACAUACUGUAGGUGUGCUAACUCAUGAAACCUUGGCCAAAAUUCUGAAAUGCGUUUUCGUUUCGAAAAGAUUACUUAAGUAGGGUUAUACAUUAAUCAUCAUACAUUAUUGCUGUAUCCAGUUGGUCAACGUUUGGAAUUCUCCAUGACUUCAACAUUAGUAAAUGCAGAGACACGAUGUUUUAUAAACGGGCAUUUCACGAUAUUAAAAAUAUCAUAGUUAGAAACUUUCUGGAAACCGAAUUGUACACUUUUUCUGAGUAUGAAAUUGGAAGAAGACGUAUUUUUCUACCGAAUGAGUAAAAAGAUGAAUGUUUUUAUGCAUGCUUUCCAUGAAAUAUAAUUGAAUUUUUAAGGGCAUCGGAAAUCAAUGAUGAAAAUUCACGCUACUUAAGUAGUCAUUUUUACGGAUUGUGGUUUUGCAUGCGGUCGGAAAGAAGUUCGAUCGAAAGCCGGCAUCUUGAGGUAACUGAAUUAUUAUAGAAUUAUGCUGUACGAUAAUUGAUUCCAAAACUCCUGAGGUGAUCUUUCGAACCGAAAACGCCUUUCAGAAUUUCGGUUAACAUUUCAUGAGUUACCACACCUACUGUAACUUCGUGAAGUCCAGGCCCAUGAAAUGCUCUGCUAAAUACUACUCAUCCAACAAAAUGGAUGAACGUGCGACAACGCCCCCUUGAAAUGCACUAUCUUUCUAACAGGCAUACUUACUUUCUCCACUCACAGGGAAUGGAAAGGUAAGGAAAAAGCACAAGGUACUUGGGAAUGAACAACAGCGGCAAAGGUGCGGACAUAAUCCUUGCUUAAGUAGGAAAGCUAGUGAAAAGAGAACAAUUAGAAAGACUGGCAGACGUAGAUACAAAUGCAUGAUCUGGCAAGUGAGUAGAUGAGAAAGCCACGGAAAUCUGUCCUUUGUUGACACUUACACUCCAUUUAUAAGCAAAAAGGCGACUUUUGGGGAACGAUGAGGAGAAGUACUCGUUGAAGCAUGUUCCCCACUGCCCACAAAUUUCGGAUUUCCAGUCAGACCUCUCAUUACGAAUAGUAUCAGAUGGUGCUGGUUCAACUAGUAAUCCUAUAUGCUAACGUAGUGAGUACUUACCCAUUCAAUCAGGUCUAUGUGUUAUUUAUUGCUGAACUCUCGUCUGCAUCGAUGCCGCCACCCAGAAUCUCCAGUCUUUGCAGCUGGUAUUUGAUAAUAUAGAGUUUCAUAAGAAUGUCCCUGUUUCGAUAACUGAGAAUGGUGCAUAUGCUUUGCUGAUCGGGAAUUUUGAGACAGAUUGUUUAUACACCCUCCUUGAGGCGCCACUGAGAGCUUGCUUUUCUGUCUAAAAUCCGCUCAAUUUUGCGGUUUCGGUACAUAGGAACAUUCAUCCCCAAAUACAAUAAAGAACACUGGCAAUAUGCAUUUACAACUUUUCAUAAAACCAGCUUUUUAAACUUGACGAACCUUUUAUGUUUCUAGCUAAAUCGUGAAAGGAAUACCUUUUACAGUAAGUUUCGGAGGCCGGCCUCUUAUUGAUAUCCUUUCAUUUGUGCUUUCUGUUUUUUCCUUGAUACCCAGAGAGAAGCGUUUGAGCUUGCAUGCUGCCCAAAUGACAAAAUCUACUUCAAAUCGAUUGCCAAUAGGCGAAAAAGAAGAGCACCAACUGUAGAAAAUUCGCCCUGUGUACUUUUGGCUGGCAGACAUUUCAAAUGGCAUAGGCAGAAUAUUCACCGAUCGACCCUGAUUUCAGGAUUGAAUAGGUUCCAUUUCUUCGGGCUCCCGAUUGGCGGCGAUGGUUACUUCAGUCACACCAGACAUCGUAGCAUAAACAUUUUAUCUGUAUACGGUCCUUGUGGCGGUCAAGGUUGUGAGAUUAACAAUAAUUUCGUUCCGUCUUAUGUCAGAAGUCAGGGGGCUGUGAGAACACGUUUAUUCUGUACACAGGGAAGGUUGCCGCAAGUUGGCUGUUUGCUUGUGACAGAGCUAAGCGUCCGGUUCCGGAGAGCGUCAGUCGCAGUGUGGUGUUUACGCGGGAGCGUGCCUGUGUCAGCAGAGGGGGGUGACUGGCUGAGUGUUGGUCAUGUGAUCGGACGAAUCAGGGGAGGAAUAGGAGGGCGCAUACUCAUAAGGGCUCACGGGUAUUAAACCAGGGCGUCCGACGCGCGUGAGGUGGUGAAAGUUUGUGAGGGCAGCCGGGAGUCACUGGAGCUGGACGGGAGGUGCUUCAGUUCUGGCCGGCGGGGGUGGCCGUGUGUCAACGGCCUGUUAACAGUUGUCGCGUCCAUCGACUGACAAAAUGGAGUCGGAGUAGGCGACACUGGGGCGGUUGCUACACCCUAAAAGCGGCCCUCGUCGCCUGCAGCAUCAUGUUAACCGCAAAACCGCUUGAAACGUUUGAUUUUCGAGGAAGAUCUUGGUGAUAGGGAGAUUAUGAAGCUUUUUAGGCGCUCUGAGCAACUGGUAUACGGACAUACUAUUGUCGCCACAACAUUCAACCUGUUUUUCCUAACGGUCCUCAUUUGCCCACAUACAUGCGGAAACUGCUUGCGGCAUUCUCGAGUAUCACCAGAAUCGUGUGGUGUUACAAAGCGUUGUUUCCAAAACAAGGAAGUGUUCCUUCCAGUCUCCACACAUUUGGUACCCAACUUGAGUUUGCAAAAGCAUAACAGAGCUACGAAUGACAAAAUCGAUAUGGGAAUAAUUUAUAUAUAGAUUAUGAAUACAGUUGGGACCACGAGGCACAUAGUUCAGAAGGUAGCGCGACUGGUAUCAUAUGCAGUGCCUUCAGCUUAUCUCGGGAGUAGCGCCGACCGACUAUGCUUUUGGCACAACCUGAGUGUACUGCUUUCAUCCUCUCGUUGCUGAAUCUCAGACAAAGAUGCCUCCGAUGCAGAUGGUUGUGAUUUCAGUCACAUCGCCGCUGUAUCAGCUAUUGAUGCCAUCAACGAAUUUUUAAACACUUCACAUGCUAACUAGAAUGUUGUACAAUACGGGCUGUAUCUCUCUAACCCAUGAACAGUAAACUUCACAUGCAAAUGCACAAACUACUGUCCAUGCACAAGUUCACACCCACCCUAAAGGAACUUGGUGCAUACGGUACAAAAUCCUCUCAAUAAUAAGCCUGUUACAAAUAUUCCUCGCAUUUGAUCUGCCCUUAUAAAUUACAUAUUUCAAGAAAUCUCGUGGAAGAAAUCAAGUGGAAAAAGAUCCAAUGCCCAGACAGUCACUCCAAGUGUCCCCCGGUUAAUCCACCAGUCGUCGGAUACGUCGAUGAGACAACCCAGGCCGACAUGGACAUAAGGUAGAGCGGUUUCGUCCUACUAAAACCGCACAUGAACCACCUGCUGCCACAAUAGUUGGCGUUAGGACUCUGCAUGAACCACUCCUGCAAAUAGGCGUUAAGAGUAGAAAUCUCCUUGCUAAUCCAUACCACCGAGUCGAAGCUUUGAUACUCGAAGGACGUGGUACGGCCGAAGAUGUUUUUAACUAUUUUGUAGGCGACAGCCCUUGAGGAGCUGAAACUGUGGCAAGCUGCUAGGCAUUCUUUAAGGACGUCACCAUACGUUCUGCGUCUUGUAUUUACCCACGUCGUCAGUUGAAGCGCAGGAUCUCAAACUACUCAGUGGAUCAUGAAGGAUGUCUGUUUUAAGGAAUCUUUGGGCUGCAUCAGUGACCCCCCUCCCAAAUACCUAAGAUUGAACUUUCUUGCGAACUCAUCCGAGUUCCGACCAUAUUCUUAAGGAAGAACUACGCAUUUAGCACUCUCAUGAACGACCAUUUUUGUCGUUUUUGUCUCUCCACUGGUGGCGUCCGCGCGCAAUUGUUCACCGCAAUUUCAAGAGGCCAAGCGAUUUUUAUUAUCAAGAAAAGCGGUUACAACGACAGUUUGACCGUCGUGAACAACUAUAUCCACCCUGCGACCUACAGCAUGGUGGGUGCAGGGACAAUGAUUUGCUUGCCAAUUAGUCUACGGCGACAGACGACAUGUGCUACAUGCAGCACACAUACUUUCCUCCCACAUCCACCUCUGCCCGGUGUCGAGACUAAGUCAGGAAGACAAUAGGUGGGAUCUGGAACAGUGGGUGACAGGGUUAAGCAGCCUGUUUGCGCCUGCCACACCAGGAUCUAACCAAAACAACAAAGAGCGGGUCAUAUUCCAAAUAAGUAGAAGCACCGUAGAGGCCAACUUGAGGAAGAGCCAUUACAGUCUCCAAAAAGCUGGUCGGGCAUCUGAUGCGGGCGAUUGGUGCGGCUUGAGCCUGAGACUAGGCCUGCCACCACAUCCCCAUGGGUGUCAUGGGCGCGCAGCUCGGUUAGAGCGUCCACUACCCUAGUCUGGAUCUCCUAUUAGUCCGGCACGUCUCUCGCGAGGUCCGUGGGGAGGCUGAAGAAAAGUACAAAUACUUAACUGACUACAUGGGCCUGGUAAUUAAAGCUAUCCACCUAUGGAUCUGCCUUUUAGCUUUAUUCAUACCUAUUUGAAUAGCAUCUACAACCUGGUUAGUGCGCAGAGAACUAAAACGCACGAAUGCAAAUGUCUUCAAUUGAGGCUCCUUUGAGAGCACUCUGUGCCCGAGACAACGUACAUUUUUGCCAGGAGCCUUUUUCUUGCCAUUUCCCGUUUAUAUCUCUCCACCUUUUUGCGUUGACAUCUUUUGCUAGAUUCGCUGCCUAAAACGUAAUUUCUAUGCUACCAGAUCGGCUGGCCUACUUUCCAGUUACCAAGGCGACAUUGUCCGCAAAUUAUCUGACAAGAAUCACCGCUUUCCUAGUCGAACAGGAGGGCUUUCACUCAACUCAGCCCUCCGUUAA
Spirometra erinaceieuropaei is the source of this 4977-nucleotide messenger RNA. The record is from the annotation of a GenBank genome assembly. Lineage: Eukaryota; Metazoa; Platyhelminthes; Cestoda; Diphyllobothriidea; Diphyllobothriidae.